UCCUCCAACAGUUUCUCCAUUUACUCCGAACCAAGAGAUUCAGACACUCAAAUCAGGCUAUAAAUACCCACAGAAAAAUCAUUUUCACCAGAACCAGCAACCAAAAUAAAAAUAAAAAAUCAAAGAGCGGCCCCAGACUCGGAAGCCACGUCAGCUUUCCACCAUCAACAUCACAACCACCUCCUUUUUCCCUUCCUUUCCUCCCCUGAAAAAGAAAACCCUCUCUAUAAUGCGCCAGGGUGCGCUGUACGCACCCUCUCCCUCAGUACUAAACCCCUCUUCUCCCUCACCUUCCUCCGCCGCCGCCGCUAACCACACCGGCGGGAUGCUGCUCUCCGUAUUCCUCGCCCUGUUCCUCCCCUGCGCCGGGAUGAGCGCCCUGUUCGUCGUCUACAUUUGCCUCCUCUGGUUCGCCUCCAAUCCCCCGCCCAAUUCGGCCGCAAAUCCAGAAGAUUUGAAGCCGCCGGCCAAGAAGGGCCUCUCCGCGGCGGAGCUCUCGAAGCUCCCCGAGGUCGCGGCGAAAGAGCUCCCGAUGGGGAACGAAUGCGCCAUCUGCCUCGACGACAUCGAGCCGGAGCAGAUCGCGCGGCGGAUCCCCGUAUGCAAUCACGGAUUCCACAUCGAGUGCGCGGACAGGUGGCUCGCCAAGCACCCGUUCUGCCCAGUCUGCCGCGGCAAAAUCGAUCGCGAACUGCUCGUGGUCGAUCCCGACGGCGGCGGCGAUGACAGUCCUGUUUGAAUUGAAAUCGUUUAUCGGUGAUUCUGGGAGUAGUUUAAUUCUGUAGGUUGCUUUUUCUCCUCUUUUGUUGUUGUAGAUAUAUAUUGAUAGAUUAUUCGGUUCGAUUCUGUUCUUCCUUUUCUCCCUUCUUUUUUUAUGUUGUAUUUUUGUCCGUGUUAAUCAAAUUUAAUUUAUUUUAGGUAGUAGAAACUCCAGAUUGUGUGUGUAUAUUUCUUAAUUGAGUAAUUUAGUUUUUGCAGUUCAUGUGAUGUGAGAGCUAGCUAGGCAGAGUAGUUGUGUCAGUGAGGGAAUUGGUGAUCAGGGAAAUUCUCCGCUUAGCAGGUGAGACUGUCACAGGCCUAAUUUCCCUCGGCCAAGUAGUUGUCAGUCUGUGACGUGAUAUAAUAUAUGUAAAAUUUUAAAAUUAGAAUAAUCAGUAAAUUUUUAG
Linum trigynum is the source of this 1166-nucleotide messenger RNA. The record is from the annotation of a GenBank genome assembly. NCBI's taxonomy places the organism in Eukaryota, Viridiplantae, Streptophyta, Magnoliopsida, Malpighiales, Linaceae.